ACAAUUUCCCCACCGAUACUAAUCGAAAUCGGAGUCCAAUGAGAAAAUCGGUACGGGCUCCGGGUAGGCAUAGGCAUACUAGGCAAUCGAAGUGAGCAUGCGAGGAGGCUAGAGGAUCGCGACCAUGAGUGGCAGUGCCGUCGGGUUCGCGGCUUCUGUGCCUUUCAAAAGGGUGACGAAGCGGUCGAGCUCGUGAACAAAUAAAUAAGUGUGUUUUUAGUUUGGGGAUAGUGCGUGGCAUCGGUGGUGGUGUGGUGUGGUGUGGUGUAGUGAUAGAAGAGGUAAGGCGAGACGAAGGCAGGUGCCAGGGGUAGCCCGGGGGCAGCCCGGGGACGACGUCGACGUCGCGACGCCGAGCCAUGGCUUUUUCGAUAAGCCGCCAACCCUCGUGAUGGACCAUAUAGGCGACAUGAUCGAGCAGCAGGCACUGGGUGAUCCGGUCGAUUCUUCUGAUGGCAGCGCGCAUGCGACUGGUGGCGGCGGCAUGGAGACGCAGACCGUCCGCAUGAGGUUGGUGUCGCGUGCUGUGGUGGAGAGACGUCUUGUAAAACAGGAAGAGGCCGAAGGCCCCCUGUCUGUUAUAGUCCAACCACAGGACGAUUCCCGAGAUUCUGAACUUCUUAGUCCUGGCAAGUUAUCACCGACUUCGGUGAGCGUAGCCAACAUGAUUGAUGCGGCUGAUUUUCGAAUGCAGCCAGAACCCACUUACCAAACACUCACUUCGGUCAAUGGAAGAUUAUCACCACCAGGAUACAGUCCUAGUUCCUCUUAUGCCACCCUUACUCCGCUUCAACCCUUACCCCCGAUCUCAACAAUGUCCGAUAAGUUUGCAUACGGUCAUGCCGGCAAUGUCACGGGAUCUUUCACGGUUAUGCAAAACAAUAGCCUCGGAAUAGGCUUAGGUUUGGGUGUAAACGUGAAUACGGCCUAUUCUAUGCCCACUAUGGGUAUGACACCUCCUCACAAUUACUCUUCUCCCGGUAUGGGUCUACAACAGCAACCGAGUCCAAUUAGUCCUCAAAGCGCCUACAGCCAAAAUGGAUUGCCGUCCCCCCAGAAGAGUAUGUCACCACCAGGUUACGAUUCUCCCUACGGUGCCCAACAAAGAGAUUUAGUAGCGCGUUCGUUACAAAGUCCACAAUUAAGUCCGCCGUCAGCUUCAUUAAACUCACCAGAUGGUACUCUAGUGGCUGGUUUUGGUAGUUCUACUCUUAACGGUUUAGGCCUCCAACAUCAUCCACCAACGCUGGUUCAAAUCGCCGCUCCCCAACAACGGGACUGCUCGCCUUCACCACCCGUUCUCAGUUUACAACCUCAACAACAAACACAACAACAACAACAACAACAACCGCAACCUCAACAACAACAACAACAACAGCAACCUCAACAACAACAACAACAACAACAACAGCAACAACCACAACCCGCUGUUGCAAUGCAAAUCUCUUCAAAGAAUGCCUCCACUGGAGCGCUAAGUGUACCUGCCAUCGCUGCCGACGUCGAGGAAAUCAACACCAAAGAGUUAGCUCAACGCAUUAGCGCAGAACUGAAACGCUACAGUAUACCCCAAGCUAUUUUCGCCCAAAGAGUACUUUGUAGGUCGCAAGGCACUCUUUCUGAUUUAUUACGAAAUCCGAAACCUUGGUCGAAACUAAAAUCUGGUCGAGAAACAUUCCGACGGAUGUGGAAAUGGCUACAAGAACCGGAAUUUCAAAGAAUGUCCGCCCUACGUCUUGCAGCUGCGCAGAUCCCACAACGAGGCACAGGUUGCAAACGGAAAGAGGAGAGUUCGAACAAUUCGGAUCAGCUACCCACUCCCAAGAAGCCCCGAUUGGUUUUCACCGACCUUCAACGGCGUACUCUGCAGGCUAUUUUUAAGGAAACGAAAAGGCCUUCGAAGGAGAUGCAGGUCACCAUAGCUCGGCAAUUGGGUCUGGAACCGACAACCGUUGGCAACUUUUUUAUGAACGCCCGAAGAAGAUCGAUGGACAAGUGGAAGGACGAAGAUCCCAAGUCAUCUUCCACGACUAUAAUCCACCAACAAAUGUCCCCGGGAUUGGAGCAAGACGAUCCCGAGCAGGAUAUAGAUUUGGACAAUGACAUCGACGAUCAGGAAGAUGUCUUGUGACAUGCAUUCCGUGACCGCCAUUUGUUGAUGCUGUGACACUUAACAGUGACGGCGUUCCUAGAAUUUAGAUAUAAUAGUGUAGACCCACCGACAACUUGUGUAUUUGACCGGCGAACAAAAAAUUUUUCUUCAAUUCUACGCUUCAGGAAACUUGGAGUGAUCUCAUUGGCCAUUGACAGGAUCUUGUGUUCGGUUAAAUAAUCCACCAAAUGUGUUAAUUUAUUUAAUAUUUUGUUAUUUAUUUAAUUUAUUAUUUAUUUUUUAUGUGGUUUUGUGAAAUUUGUGAUCGACUAUAAUUAACUUGAUUUUAUUGCUCUUGAAUCCAUACAUCUUUACAUUCCGCUAGCACGCUUUGCGGUCAACAAAGGCUGUAUUUUACCUCAUUUUCUAGUCAUUGUAUUGGUUCAAAAUUAUUUAUUGAUAAGUAUUUAUUUUCUUGUAAAUACGAACAGACAAAUUGUUAAAUUAUAUGAUUAUAAUAUAAGGAGUUUUUUUUUUGUUAGAAUAGAAUUUCUAAGAAUUUCGAACUUGUUUUUUAUUUGUAGGUGUCAAGACUCUGUUUAGAAUAGAUUAGUUUUUAAGAAAAUAUUCGAGUUUAACUUUUCUACAUGUGAUCAUUUGGUUUGAUCUGUGAUCUGUUAUUAAAUUUGUCGAUUUAUUUAAAUCCAGGUCAAAUACAGAGAGAAUUGAACUUUCUUCACAAAAAAUGUAAAAUAUCAAAAUGAGGCUAUAUUUUGGUAAAAAAGUUCUAAAAAGUUUCUAUUUUAGCACAAACAAUAAAGAAAAAGUCUGUAUUCAGUACUAGUCUAGUUAAUAAUAAUGUACAAAAUUCCAUUUCUAUUCGGUAUUUUUUGUGUAAAGAAUAGUUGAUUCUGAAAGUCGGGGGUAGGUAUAAAAUUUGGCAGAGUGCCCAAAAGAGCACCUAGUCUACGUACCAAAAAUAUUUUUUACGAAUUAUUUCUUGUAAUAUAUUGUAGUAGUGUAAAGCAUUUCUGUUCUGAUGAAAAGAAGAAGAAAAAAGAAAAAGCAAGAUAAUUUUUGAAAGAAGAAAAAGUAAUGACACUGCGUAUGUAAGAGUGCAAGUUUUGACAAUAUUUACUAACAUAUAUGGGGGGAUGAUGGUAUGUUGUUACUUUUUCAUCGUAGAAAUUUGAAAUUUGUAUUGAAAGUCUGUGACAGUGAAAAUAGAAUCAUAUUUAAUAGUACUGGUUGUUAAAUCUCCUAUGUAAAUAUUGCGAGACAAAAGUAUUUAUAUAUAAUUCCCAGCAAUGUCGGGAUCACUUUUGCUAUGGUCUUUCUGUAAAUGAAUACAUAAUCUAACUCUAACUGUACACGGAGCGUUGGCUUUGUUUCUUUUUGUAUUUGCAUGCAAGAUGUAAGGGUGGUGUACACGGGCGAUGUUUUUUUUUUUGUUAAAAAAUAAAUUUGUUCCCUGUAUGCCGCUUGUGACAUCGUUAUAGGUUCAGUAUCAUGUACGUAUUAUUAUUAUCACUUAUCAGUUUUAGAGCGUCGAACGCCUCAUCCUGGCGACGAGUUGGGGUCACGAAAUGCCUUACUACAACAUGUACCGUUGUUUAAGUCUAGUCAGCACUUGUCAGACGUGUUUUUUUCUGUAAUCGUUCGUUUUAUUAUUUUCUAGUUCUUUACGUCGUCCUUAGUUAGAGCUUCACCAAAAAGCAUCAUAAAAAAUACUCCGCGGAGCGGCGAGUAUUUCGAUCGGUACCUAAGUACAUUUUUUGUACCUACCGGAGUCAGAACUCGCCUCGCCGUUCUCGAGCGGGUUGUCGGCCCUUCUUUUCUUAUUAAAAAAAUAAAUAAAAAAUUAAAAUAUGUGCAAUUUCAAUAAAAUUAGAUUGUCGCCGCACCCGCUACUGUGUGUACUACAUACAAUGUUUUGCACGAUGUUGCACUUUACUCUAAUUUGUCAGGUUCCGGGGGUUGUCAGAAUCCACAUUUCCAGAAUCGAGCGCUACUAUGAAUCCCAUCUGCUGUGUAUUGUAUAAAUAAGUUUAUUCACAACCCAUCGAUCGGUCACUACCACCCAGAAUAAUUUAGUGCAAUAGUAAAACGUGUAAAAAUGGCAAUAUCAUAUCCCAUCAAAGUGUAAUCGUGAGCGAUCACGAGUCUACACACGAUUCUGUAGAGAAAUA
Tribolium madens (black flour beetle) is the source of this 4278-nucleotide messenger RNA. RefSeq names its product homeobox protein onecut-like. The record is from RefSeq and is a predicted model, not a curated record. Gene Ontology annotation, cellular component: nucleus. Gene Ontology annotation, biological process: regulation of transcription by RNA polymerase II. The transcript is spliced from 4 exons. Lineage: Eukaryota; Metazoa; Arthropoda; Insecta; Coleoptera; Tenebrionidae. The coding region runs from base 392 to 2128 and encodes 578 amino acids. Gene Ontology annotation, molecular function: RNA polymerase II cis-regulatory region sequence-specific DNA binding; DNA-binding transcription factor activity, RNA polymerase II-specific.